GCAGUGAGAGGGUUAAUCAUACCCAUAUGGUGUACCAAGAGGUUUGGUCCAAUGCUGCUGUGGGCCAACAGGAGAGGGAAGGCUGGGUGGGGGCAGAACAGAAGGGAGAGGACAGCAGGGCAGACACUCUCCCAACACCUGCACCUGGUCACUUGAUUCACACUUUAAAGGAUCAAUGGAGCAACGUCGCGUCCACAUGACGGUGAUGGACGCUGCCAUCCACGCUUAAACUUUUUUUUUUUUUUUUAAAGAGUGGAUCAGCUGGGGAAUUUGCAAACCUAUCGGAUUGUUUUACGCAGCGCUGCUGAGAGAACAUUUUCCAAUCCGCACUCCGAGGCACAAAACGCGGGGAAUGCAGCGGUAACAUCCCGCAAGUUUUCUGGAUCUCUAGUGGCCACCGACAAAGUCAGAAAGCUUGAGAAAGAAGAUUUAGAUCUCUGCGGGCUACCUGCAUGACUGUUACCAUGACAGCAUCUGGAGCCCAACUCCUCCUGUUGGCCUUAUGUGUUUACAGAGGCUCGGGCCUGCAGCAGUCUGCUCCGCGGGUUCGCCUCUCCUUCAAAGAGCUGAUGGACACCAGGGCGGCUCGACCCUUCAGUUUCUCCUUCAACACCAGCGACUACCGCAUCCUCCUGAUGGACCAGGAUCAGGGCCGCCUGUACCUGGGCAGCCGGGAGUACCUGGUGGCUCUGGACAUGCACAACGUCAACAAGGAGCCUUUAAUAAUCCACUGGCCGGCGUCUGCGAAAAGGAAGGGCGAAUGUCAGAUGACAGGAAAAGGAAAACAGGGUGAAUGUGCCAACUUUGUGCGCCUGAUUGAACCGUGGAACCGCACCCACCUCUACACCUGUGGAACAGGGGCGUACCAACCGAUCUGCACAUUCAUCAACAGAGGCUGGAGGGCAGAGGACUACCUGUUUAGGCUGGUCCCUGGGUAUGUGGAUUCAGGGAAGGGAAAAUGUUCGUACGAUCCCAAACAGGAGAGCAUUGCAGUUCUGAUCAAUGGUAACCUGUACGCAGGGGUCCAUAUUGACUUCAUGAGUACAGAUGCUGCUCUGUUUAGGACCAUGGGUGGGAGAACAGCAAUCAGGACAGAGCAGUAUGACUCCAGGUGGCUCAACGAGCCGGUGUUUGUUCAGAUCCAGCAGAUCCCUGACAGUGCAGAAAGAAACGACGACAAGCUCUACUUCUUUUUCCGCGAGAAGAGUCUAGACUCGAGCAGCGGGGCGAGCCCAAGCGUUUUGGCCAGGGUGGGAAGAGUGUGUCUGAAUGAUGAAGGAGGCCAGAAGUCCCUGGUGAACCGCUGGACGACGUUCCUGAAGGCUCGCCUUAUCUGCUCAGUGAUCGGAGACGAUGGAGUGGAGACGCGUUUUGAUGAACUACGGGAUGUGUUUAUUCAGCCCACUCAGGAUGAGCGAAACCCUACGGUGUACGCUCUCUUCACUACAGCGGGCUCUGUGUUCAAGGGCUCAGCAGUCUGCGUGUACUCUAUGGCUGAUAUCCGCAAUGUCUUCAAUGGACCGUUCGCCCACAAACAUGGCCAUAACUACCAAUGGACAGAGUACACUGGCAAGAUUCCCUACCCACGGCCCGGGACGUGUCCAGGAGGAACCUUCACUCCCGGUAUACGCUCCUCCAAGAACUUCUCAGAUGAGGCUGUGAAUUUCAUCCGUUCACAUCCCCUCAUGAUCCACCCAGUUUAUCCAAUCCACCGUCGCCCCCUGGUGGUUAGGACCGGCGUGGACUACCGUUUCACUGCCCUGGUGGUGGACCAAGUGGACGCCGUGGAUGGACGAUACGAGGUGCUCUUCCUGGGGACAGAUCGAGGCACUGUCCAAAAAGUUAUAGUGUUGCCCAAGGACCCAACGAGCAUGGAAGAACUGACAUUAGAGGAAGUGGAGGUUUUCCGGUCCAGAGCUCCAGUCAAAACAAUGAAGAUAUCCUCUAAAAGACAACAGCUGUACGUGUCCUCAGACGCGGGGCUGACCCAGGUGUCGCUGCACCGCUGCGGCGUGUACGGCCGGGCCUGCUCUGACUGCUGUCUGGCUCGAGACCCCUACUGCGCGUGGGACGGAGAGAGCUGUUCAGCCUUCACCCCGUCCACCAAGAGGAGGAGCAGGAGACAGGACGUUAAACAUGGUGACCCGCUGAGGCAGUGCAGAGGCUUCAAUGCCAAAGUGGAGAAACGUCUGAGAGAAACAGUGCAGUUCGGGGUGGAGGGCAGCAGUACUUUCCUGGAGUGUCAGCCUCGCUCUCCGCAGGCCACCGUCAAGUGGCUUUUCCAGAGGGAAGGAAAGAGGAAAGUGCUCAAUCGUGUGGGAGGUAUUCUGAAGACCAACCAUGGUAUCCUCCUGAAGUCCCUCAACCAAUCAGACGCGGGGCUCUACCACUGCCUCGCCACCGAAAACAACUUUAAACACACAGUGGCCCGUGUGGCGCUGCGCAUCCUGGACCGAGACAUCGUUCUAGCUCUCACUGCACAGGACGAGGAUGAAGAGCCAAAAACUCGCCACUCGGGACAUUACCCGCAGUCGUCCCUCGUGUCCACACCCUUCCCGCCUGAGAUUAGACUGAUCAACCAGUACUGUCAGUCCUACUGGGAACAACUCAGCCCCAAACAGCAGCAGCAGCGCAAGCGCACCAGCCGCAGACACACAGAGAGCCAGGACCAAGGGCUCGGCUAGAAGACGGGACCGACGCUGUCCAACACUGGUCUGUGUGGACUUUUUUGGUGGACUUUUAUUUUUGACAUGCAUGUUUGUGUGUCACCUCCAUUCAUGGGUCAGGUGAUGCUGCCAUGCUGUCGUUAAAGUACUUUAUUUGUGGUUUUGCGAGUGUCAGCCUAAAAAAUACAAUUGUGUAUAUUGUACAUCACCUGUUUUAAAGGACCAUUGGCUUGUCUUUAAAGGGGAUCUCUUAGAAAAAAUAGAUAUAUAAAUUCAUAGCCAUGUUUUCUUUAGUGAAUAACCACCUGAGACUAACAACGGCUCUGUUUUUGUUUCCUUAGAAUGAGCUGUUUAUAUCUACAUGAGGAGCUGGUCCUUGUCUACGGAGAUCGGCAUGUUGCACCGCCAUGUUUUUAAAGUAGCCUAGAACGGACAAACGAAACAUUGGCUCUAAAGAGGUUAGACCCUUUCGGGUUUUUACGUUACUUGAAGGCCUCGUAAUCCAUUUUCUCAGGCGAACUCCAGACAAUGUCUCGAGAAUCAGGUCCGGGGGAAGUUUUUCUUUUACACACGUAGCACACAACAGGGCAUUGUCCAUCAGUUCGGAAAUGUGUUGUUUGGUUUGCCUUCCUGCACACCCGGGUAGAGCACGCAGGAGGCAGGACAUGAUGCAGCUUACACCGCGGUCAUGUAGCCAGCUCGUAAUUUGGUCACAAACAAUGGAGUCUCUUGCUGUUUCUUGAAUUUUUUUAACAACUUUGGCUUCGGCCCUUACUGACAGAAGUUCCAGGAUCUCGUUGUCGCUUCAGUUAAAUAUUUUCGUUGCUGUCUUCAUGAUGCUUCAUCUUCACCCUCGGAUGUUUGCUUUCUUCUGGUUUUAUACGAGCCGCAUGAAAGAAACACUUGCUCGACUUGCAUGUAUUUUGUACGAGGGGGCUUGCAGGAUAAAGUCAGUCAAACUGAUUUGGAUGUUUGCGUUCUCACAUACAGCGUCUCUGGGUAAUGUCCUCAUAAUUUUUAGGUUUGCAGUGCGUGUGUGAAAGGGGCUAUACAAGUUUGGAAAGGCCAGGUUGAACAGACGGGGUUUCAGUUGGUUGCAACUUGCAAUUUCAUCCCCAAGAUGGCACUAAAUCCAACAAACUGCUCCUUUAAUCUGACAUUUAAAUCGACUUACAGACGUGAUAUUUGCUGAAGAUUCAUCACCUUUCAUAGGGAUUAAUUGAAACCUUUUGUCCUUGGUGUGUUCAGGUGCUUGUGAGAAACCUGAGCAUCUUUGACUUGAGAAUCCCUGCGAAAGAUCAACAGUUUUAGUGUAAAAAUAACUAAAAAGAGAAAGCAAUCUUUUUCACAAAGACUGUUUGCUCAUCAUGUGUUUCCUAGGUUUGUUUUUCCACUAAUAUAGCUUGUAAAGGCAAGAUUUUUGGCAGCUGAUUUCGAAAUAUUUAAUUGUUCUUGAAUGCACCAACAAAGAUGAGUUUUCCAAACAAGACUCCUCAUUGUGAUGGAUCGUAUAGUUCUCGCUUUUUUGCUUGUUGUUGUUUUGGAAAAUUACGGAGCCCCUUAAUUGCUUUUUAUUUUGUGCACAUAAGUUAAUUAUCU
This is a messenger RNA of Plectropomus leopardus (leopard coralgrouper), 4265 nucleotides long. It is a transcript of the gene sema3ga, whose product is annotated as sema domain, immunoglobulin domain (Ig), short basic domain, secreted, (semaphorin) 3Ga. Gene Ontology annotation, biological process: axon guidance; neural crest cell migration; positive regulation of cell migration. Gene Ontology annotation, cellular component: plasma membrane. Gene Ontology annotation, molecular function: chemorepellent activity; semaphorin receptor binding. Lineage: Eukaryota; Metazoa; Chordata; Actinopteri; Perciformes; Serranidae. The record is from RefSeq and is a predicted model, not a curated record.